AUUUUGUCGAGCUAUUUCGUGGGAAUGUUACAACCUGGCUUUUAGUUCAUUACUGUACCGUGGUUGUGGAUGACGCUUUAAGGAUGUCGGUAAUUCGGUUUCUCGCCCGAAUAGUAAAGAGAAAGAAGUAAAACCAGUUGAAGAAUGGGUCGAAGUGUUGUAAGUGAACAUUGCAUAUGGCAACCAUGAAUCCCAAUUGGUUUGAUCUUUCCUAACAAAAUUCCGUAGAUAUUCCACCAGAUUUCUGUGAGAUCUUUCUAAACUACCAUUUGACAGCGCCUCAGUGGACACCGUUCUAUAAGCACCGAUUGUCCUUAUAAGAAUCUGCCUUUGUACCCUUGUCAGUUUCUUCAUAUUUUGUUUUUCUUUGAGCGCCUCUCUUCAUGUUUCGCAGACAUACAACAUCUGCGACCAUAUGAGUGUCCCCAGUAACUUUCUUUUAUUUGCUCCUGGUCCAUACGUGGUGCUCAUUACUCGUUGAAGGGCUUGCAGUGUUCCCUGCGCCUUCUUACUCACGUAGUCGAUGUGCGCUGUCCUUUUCAGAUUCCUUCCUAUCAUCACACACAAAUAUUUGAGGGCUUCCGUUGUCUUGAUAGUAUGUUCCAUCGUAUUAAUUUCCACCACUCCAGCGUGCCUUCUGCUCUUUAGCAGGACCGCCUCGGUCCUCUCCGGUGCGAGCUCAAUGCCCAUUCUUGACAUCUCUUCUGCUAUCAUGGUAGUUGUUUUUUACGCGAUUAUUCCCUUCUGAGGAGCCUAUCAACGUUCCACAAAGUCGGGCUCAAAAUUGACCCCUGCGGCACUCCCCUCGUGAUCUAUACCUUCCUCCGUUGUAUUCGACGUAUCUGUUGUUCAGGUAUCCCUUCAUACAUCUGAUUAGGUGUUCUGAUAGUCCUCACUCUUUCAUACUCUCUAUUAUCUGUGGCCAUGGCACAGUUCCAAAUGCGUUUCAUACGUCCAAAGUGACUAGCAUAUAUUUUUUCUUUUUGCCCCUCCUAAAUCUUUCCAGAUCCCUCGCCUUUCCCAAUACCUCAUCAAUCGCCUGUGUGGUUGAUCUUUCUUUCACAAAGCCAUAUUGGUCUUUAGAGAGUCCUCCCACUUUUUCCAGCUCCUCCAUUAUCAUCUCCUUCAAUACGCUCUCGAAUAGUUUUCCUAGGCUGUUUAAUAGGCACAGUGGCCUGUGUUACACGCUGAAAACCUUCAGCGUGACAAAAUUAGAAGCUAUCGUCGUGGCGGAACGAUCCAAAAAGAGUGAGAAAACAAUAUGUAUAGGUAGUAAAAGGGCGCCACCAAGCUCUACCUUUUUCACUUCUAAAAUAGUAAAUCUAAAGCCGCAUUCACAUGGGUCGUGUUUCACGCGCGUGGCUGCACGCUCGUCUGACGGUUACCACGCUCGAAUUAAGGUACGAUAGCGUGAAAGCAUUCACACGACAGUUUAGCUGCAGUCAAAAUGUAUCGGUUCGUUGUGCUCUUGUUGCUGAUUUAAUGGUUACGGAAUUAAUUAAUAAUGAAAAAUCAAAGAAGACCAGAAAGAAGAGACGUUGGUGGACACGCGAUUGGAUUUUAAAACGCAAUAUAAAAGGCGCAUCAACGUUCAUCGAACAUGAACUAACAACAAAAUUUCCAGAGGACUUCAAAAAUAUGUUGAGAAUGUCAGAAACACAUUUUAAUGAUUUAUUAACCAGAGUAGGUCCUCGUAUUACAAAACAAGAUACAAAUAUGAGACAAGCUAUUUCAGCAAGAACAAAGUUGGCAAUAACGCUGCGAUACCUGGCAUCUGGAGAUUCGUUAAAAAGUUUAGAAUACUUGUUUACGGUUCCAAAAAACACAACUAGUGCAUUUUUACCACAAGUUCUAACAUCUAUAUAUGAAAUGCUCGAAGAAUUUAUACAGAUACCCGACAAAUCUGAAUGGAAAAAUAUUGAAUAUGGUUUUAAGAUAAGAUGGAAUUUCCUUGGAUGUAUUGGUGCAAUAGAUGGCAAACACAUAGCUAUUAGAGCACCACCUAGCAGUGGCUCUGACUUCUUCAAUUACAAAUCGAAUUACAGCAUCAUACUAUUAGCGUUAGUAGACCAUAAUUACUGUUUUUCCUACAUAGAUAUAGGUGCAAAAGGGAGAAAUUCAGAUGGGGGAGUGUUUAGCAGAAGCUCACUAUUUUGUGCUCUGGAAAACGAAAGUUUGGACAUUCCGGAAAAUGCUGUAAUUGUUGGUGACGAUGCGUUCCCAUUGAAACCGUACUUAAUGAAGCCUUUUGCUCGACGGAAUUUAACCCGACAACAAAGAAUCUUUAACUAUAGAUUAUCCAGAACUAGAAGAAUAUCUGAGAAUGCUUUCGGUAUUUUAACAAGUAGGUUUAGGGUGUUUGAAAAAGCAAUUGCACUAAAAGCAGAAACAGCUGACAAAAUCAUUUAUGCUUGUUGUGCAAUACAUAAUUGGUUGAUAAAGACCAAUUCUAAUUAUAUAAUUCCUGGGGCAGUAGAUUUUGAAGAUGACAAUGGCGUACUACACCCAGGCUCUUGNAGUAAAGAGAAAGGAGUAAAAUCAGUUGAAGAAUGGGUCGAAGUGUUGUAA
This is a messenger RNA of Onthophagus taurus, 2568 nucleotides long. Lineage: Eukaryota; Metazoa; Arthropoda; Insecta; Coleoptera; Scarabaeidae. The record is from RefSeq and is a predicted model, not a curated record.